Babesia ovata is the source of this 867-nucleotide messenger RNA. Its product is annotated as cystathionine gamma-lyase, putative. The transcript has 5 exons. The coding region runs from base 1 to 867 and encodes 288 amino acids. NCBI's taxonomy places the organism in Eukaryota, Apicomplexa, Aconoidasida, Piroplasmida, Babesiidae. The record is from RefSeq and is a predicted model, not a curated record.
AUGACCGAUGGGCCACAUGCGGCGGCUUUGAGCCAAGCUAGACGGCGCCUCAACGAGCUUCUUGACGGAUUAGUCGACGUCGAUGAUUCCACUGGCUUGGUGACACACUGCAGGGACUUGGUGGCUUCUUUGGAUGACAUUAUCGGGUAUCUAUCAUCGGGUAGCCCUGAGGACGAAGAGCCCUUUGAGAAGGCCUAUGUGUCCGCCGCUGGCGAUGACGAAAACGCCGAACUAGAGGAUGUGCUCUCGGAACUGCACCGUGAAGCGCAUGAAGCCAUAGUGUUCCUCGAAAACGUUGACUUAACGGCGGGUGGCACCAUUUCAUUUCUAAGGGAAGACGACCCCGGCCGGAUAAGGUUGCUCGCUUCACAGCGGUCUCUGCGAGACAGCCUGUCGGAGAAGCAGUCAUCCCUCGUAACCACAAUCGAAGACAACGAAUCGCAGUUGAAACAACUCGAUCGUGAUAUCGCAACUGCUUCCGCCGAGGCCGAGCAGCUCGGUGAGGCGACAGGUAACGGUGACAUCCGCGCGAACAAAACGCCGUAUUCACCUGAAGUGGAGAUAAACAACGAUUUGUCCUUGGAAAAGGCAAUCACUAGGUCUACCACUGCUUCGUUGUUGAUUGCGGCCCUCGACGCCAGCCCGCUUAAGGUCAUCGAGGAGGGUGCGGACUACAUCGUCUACGAGUACACACUCGAGGGAAGCCGCAGGACGCUGCGCGUUCAAGACGUCGGCUCGAACGGGCUCAGCUUUAUCCUAGAUCCGACGGACGCGAAAGCACAUGCAUACCUAAUGGAGCACUUGCAGGGCUGCAAGUCUCGCAUCCAAAUCGCAGCAGUGCUACAGGAGGCCUUGAGCUUGCCCUAG